This is a messenger RNA of Dermacentor silvarum, 526 nucleotides long. RefSeq lists its product as uncharacterized. The transcript is spliced from 3 exons. Bases 62 to 484 code for a protein of 140 amino acids. Gene Ontology annotation, molecular function: fatty acyl-CoA hydrolase activity. NCBI's taxonomy places the organism in Eukaryota, Metazoa, Arthropoda, Arachnida, Ixodida, Ixodidae. The record is from RefSeq and is a predicted model, not a curated record.
GCAGCGGGUGGAUGUAGAACGUUGCGAAAAAGACUGGCCACGGUAGCUGUGUGAUUAGGACAUGCAGCACGUUCAUCAGGUCAUUACCAACGCCUUGAAGAAACUGACCUAUGCCAAGUAUAUUACUGACAAGGUCGAGACCGUGGCGGCUACUCAAAAGGGAGUCGCCCAGUUCGAGCUUCUGCUGGAGAAGGAGGACUGCGACCUGCACGGCACUCUGCACAACGGCACGGCAAUCGCCCUCGUGGACCUGUACACGUGGGCGACGGCUUGUACGCUGUACGAUGAAGGCACGCCUUUCACAAGUCUCAACAUCCAGGCCAGGUUUCUGGCUCCAGCGAUGCUUGGAAACGUCAUCGUAAUGAACUCCCGAGUGACCCACCGCGGCGGAAGGAUUGCUUUCGUCGAAAUGAACAUUCUCGACAAGACCACAAAGCGGAUCCUUAUCCAAGGAACUCACACUUUGUUCAACUUGUCCACAUGAACUUCCCGAAGUUUUCAAACUAAUGGUCGAUGAACGCCCAAU